AUGGGAUUACGUGAUUUAUUUCGAAGACAUAAGAAAGAAAAUCGUGCUCCCCCUUCUACCACUAAAAAUGAAAAAUCAAAUGCACAGCAGCAACAGAAGCGAAAGGUUCCUGGUAUAAAACCUAUUGAUUUCAAUGCUCCAGUGCCAGAAGGUAUUUCGGAAAAAUAUCGUCAAUUUCCAUUUCCAACACGUCGUAAUGAUAUAACAAAUGAAUAUGAUUUAUCUGAAGAAUCAUUAGGUGUUGGUAUAAAUGGUAAAGUUUUGACAUGUUGGCAUCGUGCAACCAAACGUAAAUGUGCUCUUAAAAUCAUAAAGGAUUCAGAUAAAGCUCGACGUGAAGUUAUUUUACAUAAAAAAGCUAGUGAAGGAUGCGUUUAUAUUGUUCAAAUACUUGAUGUUUAUGAAAAUAUGUUUGAAUCAAAUCGAUGUUUGUAUAUUGUUAUGGAAUGUAUGGAAGGUGGAGAAUUAUUUAAUCGUAUUCGCAAUAGACGUGAUAAACCAUAUACAGAACGAGAAGCAGCUAAUAUUAUUCUAAUGAUUGCUAAAGCUGUUGCACAUUUACAUCGUAUGGAUACAGCUCAUCGUGAUCUUAAACCAGAAAAUUUACUUUUUUCAAAUACUUCUGAAGGUGCUUUACUUAAAUUAACAGAUUUUGGAUUUGCUAAAGAAGGCAAUAAUGAAAAACUUCCAUUGAUGACACCAUGUUAUACUCCAUAUUAUGUUGCACCAGAAAUCUUGUCCAAUAAUAAAUAUGAUAAAGCAUGUGAUAUUUGGUCAAUGGGUGUUAUAAUGUAUAUUCUUUUAUGUGGUUAUCCACCAUUCUUUUCUGCUCAUGGUGGUACGAUUAGUGCUGGAAUGAAAUCAAAAAUUAAAGCUGGCGAAUAUAAAUUUCCAAAAGCUGAAUGGAAAAAUGUUUCACAAGAAGCUAAAUCACUUAUAGAAAAAAUGUUAACAGUUGAUCCAGAUGCACGUGUUACUAUUGAUUGGAUUCUUCGAUGUUCAUGGUUAAUUGGUACAGUACCUGAAACACCAAUUGAUAUACGUUCAAUGCUUGAUUCUGAAAAUUGUGAACAAAUGCGAAUUGAAAUUGCUGCUGCAAAUCAUGCUCAACGUCGAGCUGAUGCUGAUGACGAUGAAAAUAUAAAUCUUCUUACACAUAGUAAUUCACGUAUAGCAAGACGCGCUGCUAAACGACAACGACAAUCUACUACUGAAAAUGUUGCAUCACCAUUAUCACAAAUUGACGAAUAA
Molecule: messenger RNA, 1251 nt
Organism: Rotaria sordida
Lineage: Eukaryota; Metazoa; Rotifera; Eurotatoria; Philodinida; Philodinidae
Source: the annotation of a GenBank genome assembly